GCUGCUCCGCGAGGUGGUUCCGCAGGAGCGCUCCCGCCUGACUGGCCGCCUCACGCGCCCGCCCGGAGUCCCGAAUCCCGCUCGCCGCUUCCGGCCUGUCAGCAUGUCGUUCAUCCCGGUGGCCGAGAACUCCGACUUCCCCAUUCACAACCUGCCCUACGGCGUCUUCUCCACCCCAGGCAACCCAAGACCGAGGAUCGGUGUGGCCAUUGGUGACCAGAUCUUGGACCUCAGUGUUAUUAAGCACCUUUUUACGGGGCCUGUCCUCUCCAAACACCGGGAUGUCUUUGAUCAGCCAACUCUCAACAGCUUCAUGGGCCUGGGUCAGGCUGCCUGGAAGGAGGCAAGAGCUUUCUUGCAGAAUUUGCUGUCUGCCAGUCAAGCCAGGCUCAGAGAUGACACGGAGCUUCGGAAGCGUGCGUUUGUCUCCCAGGCUUCUGCCACGAUGCACCUUCCAGCCGCCAUAGGUGACUACACAGACUUCUACUCGUCUCAGCAGCACGCUACAAACGUCGGAAUCAUGUUCAGGGGCAAGGAGAACGCGCUGAUGCCCAACUGGCUGCACUUACCGGUGGGCUAUCACGGCCGCGCCUCUUCCAUCGUGGUGUCGGGCACCCCGAUCCGAAGGCCCAUGGGACAGAUGAGGCCCGACGACUCGAAGCCUCCUGUGUAUGGUCCCUGCAGACUCUUGGACAUAGAGUUGGAGAUGGCUUUCUUUGUAGGCCCUGGGAACAAAUUUGGAGAGCCAAUCCCCAUUUCCAAGGCCCACGAGCACAUUUUUGGGAUGGUCCUUAUGAAUGACUGGAGUGCCCGAGACAUUCAGAAGUGGGAGUACGUCCCUCUGGGGCCGUUCCUCGGGAAGAGUUUCGGAACCACCAUAUCCCCGUGGGUGGUGACCAUGGAUGCGCUCAUGCCCUUUGUGGUGCCCAACCCGGAGCAGGACCCCAAGCCCCUGCCGUAUUUGCGCCAUGACCAGCCCUACACAUUCGACAUCCACCUCUCUGUCGCCCUGAAAGGAGAAGGAAUGAGCCAGGCAGUUACCAUAUGCAAGUCCAACUUUAAGCACAUGUACUGGACGAUGCUGCAGCAGCUCGCUCACCACUCCGUCAACGGCUGCAACCUGCGGCCGGGCGACCUCCUGGCUUCUGGGACCAUCAGCGGGCCGGAGCCAGAAAGCUUUGGCUCCAUGUUGGAGCUGUCGUGGAGAGGGACGAAGGCCAUCGAGCUGGGGAACGGGCAGACCAGGAAGUUCCUGCUGGACGGGGAUGAAGUCAUCAUAACAGGGCACGGCCAGGGGGACGGCUACCGCGUCGGCUUUGGCCAGUGUGCUGGGAAAGUGCUGCCCUCGCUCCUGCCCGCGUGAGGUUCUCUCGCGUCCUGAAACAAAGGGCUGGACCCCCACGCCGCCCCCGGGGCCUCCUCCAGGAGUAAAUAAAGCCCUUGUGCUCUGUGUCCGCGCUCGGAGC
Molecule: messenger RNA, 1466 nt
Organism: Pteronotus mesoamericanus
Lineage: Eukaryota; Metazoa; Chordata; Mammalia; Chiroptera; Mormoopidae
Gene: FAH
Product: fumarylacetoacetate hydrolase
Exons: 14
Coding region: 104-1363 (419 amino acids)
Biological process (GO): homogentisate catabolic process; L-tyrosine catabolic process; L-phenylalanine catabolic process
Molecular function (GO): fumarylacetoacetase activity
Source: RefSeq, a predicted model, not a curated record